Molecule: messenger RNA, 1859 nt
Organism: Eremomyces bilateralis CBS 781.70
Lineage: Eukaryota; Fungi; Ascomycota; Dothideomycetes; Eremomycetales; Eremomycetaceae
Exons: 1
Coding region: 193-1788 (531 amino acids)
Molecular function (GO): catalytic activity
Source: RefSeq, a predicted model, not a curated record
AUCUAGAAUAUUACUAAAGUUUACAAGAGCCUGGACAUGGUCGGGAAAAGAUGAUGAUAUGACCAUUAUGGAGCGAUAACCGAUGCCAGAAUUCAGUUGUAGAGUCUUGACCCCACCCGCGCUUAAUCAGGUAGAACGCGCUCGAUACUCAUCAACCAUAUAAUUACUACUCGGCAUUCCGGUGAAACGAUCAUGAACCCCGAUCUUAGCACCUCCUUACCUAUCGGAGCGUGUUCUGACGGUCCCGAUGAAGCGAGCAACCUUCCAGACAAAGGCUUCCCCAAGGACUUCCACGACAUAGGGGACCGAGCCUCAGAAUCCGACUUCCCGAACUACCAUAUCGCUAACUCACACUCCCUCUUCGCAUACUCCGAAUUCCACUCCUUGGAACUAGGUACAGGCGCCUCAAUAUACGCCAACAGCCUCCUUCAAGCCUUCCUAUCUGCCAAGUCCGAGAUCAUCCUCGUCACCUGCUUCUGGGCAAAGUCCAGUACGCUCACAUCGCUCUCUGAAACGCUUUCGCGGCUUGCUGAAUUCCGGAAGGAGCACUUGAGUAAGACACCUAGAACUUCAGAGGACGGGGAAUCUCCCCCUGUUCUCCGUGUCCGCAUCCACCUCUCCUCUCUCUCUGCGCUGCAGAAACUCCUCCAUCCGCAAUCAAGGGCGGGGUAUAUAUUCCCUCCCUCACAAUGGAAUUCGAAACUCGGGUUGCCCUCGCAACAGGUGCUGGAAGAUGGGUUCAUCGACUUGCAAGUCAAGAGCCUGUUUCUACUACCCUUCAGCGUCAUGCACCCGAAGUUCCUAAUCAUCGAUCGAGAAAGAGCCUGGUUGCCUAGCUGCAACGUCAGUUGGGAAGCGUGGUUAGAAGGAUGCGUUGAGGUGAAAGGAGAGGUGAUUUCCAAACUGCUACAGUUUUAUUGGGAAGUUUGGGAAGUAGGGAAGGACGGAGUGGUGCCGCCCUGCACGUUUCCGGCGACUUACUUGCGCUGGAGGGAAAACCCUCAGAAGUUCGAACCAUUCGAGAGGAUGAAGGACGCAGAGGGGUUGAGGAAUGCAGGGUGGAUAAAAGAUAUCACCAGUCCUACGAGUACUGUCCUGAAGCCGGAAUCUCCGUUGCAGAAGAUACCGACGAUUCUCCUCCCAUCCUCUCACCAUCGCAAUCCACAUUUCCGUCUUCCAUUCCAACGUUACCAUGCUCCGCCGCCCACUCCACUCAACGAAGCCAUCACGAAACUCUUCCACCUCACCACCCGCUCUAUCUAUAUCCAGACUCCCAACCUCACAUCACCACCAGUCCUGGAGCUGAUAAUUCAGGCCCUCCAGCGCGGUGUCGAUGUCACCAUCACCACAAGCAAAGGCAUGAUGACGCUCGAGCAGCUACUUACCGCCGGUACAACCACUUCGCGUUGCAUCAGGAAGCUAAUCAAGCAGUACAUCUCUCUCUCCUCGGCCUCCUCAAGCUCCGCCUCCCCGUCCCAGACAUCCGACGCCCUCGAAUCCCAACCCCCUCUCCUCGGCCGCCUUCGAAUCUCCUACUUCCACCCGAAUCAAGCAAAUAUGACGAGCAACGUGCCUGAAGAACCGGUUCAGUCGCAUCUGAAGCUGGUCAUUUUCGACGGGGUGUACACGGUGCUUGGGUCGGGGAAUAUGGAUCGGGCGAGCUGGUAUACAAGUCAGGAGUUGGGGAUCUUGUUCAUGUCGGAGAAGAUUGCGGGACUGGUUAGAUCUGCCGUGGAUGGGAUCUUGGAGGGGAGGCGGAGGGAAAUAUUUGAUUCGUAUGAGGAAUAGGAAGGGAUUGCGAACCUGAUCGCGGGUCAUGUAUCUAUAGACUGGCAAAUAGGCGGUUUUACCAUCCGAGC